Molecule: messenger RNA, 1373 nt
Organism: Pseudomassariella vexata
Lineage: Eukaryota; Fungi; Ascomycota; Sordariomycetes; Amphisphaeriales; Pseudomassariaceae
Exons: 3
Coding region: 361-939 (192 amino acids)
Source: RefSeq, a predicted model, not a curated record
CCCAUGUUCAUAAUUCACGCCAGUGGAGCCGUACCCGGUCCCGUUAGUUGCAGUGUCUGUGGGAGGACUCCAAGCUAUUCCAGCGGUAAUUUCCCAAUAGCUUGCUCCUAUUCCUUAUCACUCUGUGGCCAAGCAAGCUAUUAAUACUGGAUGCCUUCCACACUUAGAUUCUCCUUCUCUCCUCUCUCUCAUCAGCCCAACCAGCCAAUCCACUGACUCAACUUGACUUCGGUCGUCCAUUCUUUAAAAACACCAAUCACAGCUGCCAGCUUAAUACGCUCCUUCCAGCCAAACCCACCAACUCGCAAUAAAAUACCCCGUCAUUUUCAACGUACCAAUACCACCCAAUAAACCGUCAAAAUGCGUUUCGCUGCUGUCGCCGCCGUGUUCGCCGGAGUUGCCUCCGCCGGUAUCACCGUCUACUCUACCGACUACGUGACCAUCACCUCUUGCGCCGCCAGCGUCACCAACUGCCCGGCCAGAUCCACCGCUACCUACAGCUCGGUGUACGCCACCACGGCCGUGACCUCCCCCGCCGACACCACUGUCGAUGUUCCCGCCAGCUCCGAGUACCCUGUCAGCUCCAAGUACCCCUCCAGCUCCGUGGUCCCUACCACCUCGCAGGCUCCUACCGUGGUUACCUCGGUCAGCCCUAAGGCUACCACGUACCCAGCUGUUGAGGUAUCCAGCUCCCCUUCGGGCUCGGUUCUCACCAUCUCGACCACCACCUGUAUCCCGACUGUCAUCUACUCCACCGUGACCGUCAGCUCUACCAGCACUCCGGCUGCUACCCCCUCGGUUGGCACCUCCAUCCCGGGAUACAACACCACCACCUCCACCCCCAAGCCUACCACUCCCGUCACUGCUGGUGCCUCCUCCGUGGUCGGCUCCGUCGUUUUCGCCGCUGCUGCCGGCCUCGCUGCCUUCGCUUUCGCUUAAGCGACAGGACGGUCUACCUUGAGACCUUGAACAACCAGCUUGGAAGGCUGCGGCUAUACUUGUGAUACGGGCUUUGUCAUGCAGAAACGAUCUGGGACGCAUGGCUACAUACUGUUUAAUCUUCUAAUUGUAUCUAUGGGCGUGGAUGCCGUAUGACAAACUCCAUCAUUCAUGUCUAUGUUGCAAUCACGUUUUGACACGGCUUUUGGCACCCAUAUGUAUUUUCGAGUUGAAGCACACAAGUGACAUGUGCAGACUCACAAUGGAUUGACCGUUGCAGAACUGCCUGCAGCUGCAGCUCGCCUUGCAAAUGGGAUUGUUUGGUAAUUCUGGGGAAGGUUGAAUCGAUCACACCCAUCCCCUGAACUGAUCUCCCAGGUCAAUUUUAAAUCCUUGCAGGGUUGUAGAUGAAACACUAUACACCGAACAUGGAC